Messenger RNA from Durio zibethinus, 5440 nucleotides. RefSeq names its product nuclear RNA polymerase D1A (gene NRPD1A). Lineage: Eukaryota; Viridiplantae; Streptophyta; Magnoliopsida; Malvales; Malvaceae. Gene Ontology annotation, molecular function: DNA-directed RNA polymerase activity; DNA binding. Gene Ontology annotation, biological process: DNA-templated transcription. The record is from RefSeq and is a predicted model, not a curated record.
UCUACUUCUUGAAGUCGGUGGACCCUUUUUUGUCUUUGAAACAAACCGGCGGCGUCUUUAUUCUCUCUUUUUUCUCUUUUAGGGAAACCCGAUUUCCAUGAUGUUGUUUUGACCUUAACUGUAUCUUUUAUUUACAGUUUUGCCCUCUACUCUCUUCAACAUGGUUUCACUUGUGAAGGGAAUAAACUCAUAAUACUGGUCCUGCUCUUAUAAUCUCGCUUUUACUCUCUUUCUCUCUCUGUCUUUUCAUUAACUCGUCGAGAAACUAAAAGAGUGUUUGUUUCAGUGGAAAAAAAGUACAUUGCCUUUUUCAUCAAGAAAAGUUGUUUGAUUGGGCACCAGAAGUCAAAAGUCAAUGAAUUCCAUGGACAGUGACUUGCAUGAAGAGCAAGAAGUGCCAGCUGCCUUUUUGACUGGCAUAGAAUUUAAUGUCUCGAAUGACACAGAUAAUGAGAAAAUGUCUGUAAUGGAAAUUGCUGCACCAAGUGAGGUGUCUGAUCCUAGGUUGGGGUUCCCAAACUUUUCUAAUCAUUGCAGAACUUGUGACGCCAGAGAUAUGAAACAUUGCGAAGGUCAUUUUGGGGUUAUUAAAUUUCCAUACACAAUACUCCAUCCGUAUUUUAUAUCAGAAGUUGUACAUAUAUUAAAUAAGAUUUGCCCAGGAUGUAAAUCAAUCCGGAAAGAUCUUUGGAUAAAGGGAGCUAAUUCGGCAUCCAGAUUACAUGAACGCAAGGGGUGUAAAUAUUGUGUGAGGAAUUCAAUAGAUUGGUAUCCACCAAUGAGAUUCAAGAUAUCCUCGAAAGAUCUUUUCAGAAAAAGUGCGAUUUUGGUAGAGGUAAGUGAAAAUUCUUUAAUGAAGGUCCGAAAAAGAGGAAGACAAGCAUUACCUGCAGAUUACUGGGAUUUUAUUCCAAAAGAUCAACAACAAGAAGAAGGUUUUAUGAAACCGGGUAGAAGGGUCCUAUCACAUGCCCAGGUUCAUCAUUUAUUGAAGGAAGUUGAUCCUGAGUUCAUUAAAAAGUUUGUUUUGAACAUGGACUCUAUUUUCCUCAAUUGUUUUCCCGUGACGCCCAAUAGUCAUCGAGUGACGGAAAUCAUGCAUUCAUCUUCUAAUGCGCAGCGAUUGAUCUUUGUAAGCGUCUUUAAUUUAAACAUCCUCUUUUACAUACUUUUAAGAUCUUGGCAAAUAUGGAUAGUUUAUAUGAUUAUAUGCAGUAUUUCCGUUUUCGUUUCAGUUUUACUGUUCUUUGUGGUUAAUGGUUUUUUGAAGGAUGAAAGAACCAGGGUUUACAAGAAAUUGGUUGAUUUCAGAGGGCUGGCUAAUGAAUUGAGUUCCCAUGUACUUGAAUGCCUAAAAAUUUCUAAGCUGCACCUGGAGAAGCCAUCAAAUGAAGAUCCUGCACUUAUCGUUGCCCAGAAAAGAAAUAAAGAUUCUGCUUCUAACAUGUCUGGUUUAAGAUAUAUGAAAGAUGUUAUUCUUGGGAAGCGAAACGACCAUUGCUUCCGCAUGGUUCUCACUGGAAAUCCAAAUCUUAAACUCUCUGAAAUUGGUAUACCAUAUCAUGUUGCAGAGAGGUUGGAAAUUGCUGAGCAACUGAACAGGUGGAAUGAGGAGAGAUUGAAAACUUGUUGUAAUCUGCGUAUUAUUGAGAAGGGUGAAAUUCGCAUUAGGAGAGAAGGUAGAUUAGUUAGAAUUCGUCAUAACGAACAGCUCCAAGUGGGGGACACUAUCUAUAGGCCCCUAAACAAUGGGGAUACUAUGCUUAUAAACAGACCUCCUUCUAUACAUCAGCACUCUCUCAUUGCUCUAUCUGUUAAAGUCCUGCCAGUCAGUUCAGUUGUUUCAAUAAACCCACUUAUUUGUUCCCCUUUUCGCGGAGAUUUUGAUGGUGAUUGCCUUCAUGGCUAUGUUCCUCAGUCCAUCAGCACCAGAGUUGAGCUUAGUGAGCUUGUUUCUUUGAAUAGGCAGCUAAUUAACGGCCAAAGUGGUCGAAAUCUGCUUUCACUCAGUCAUGAUAGUUUAACUGCUGCUUAUCUGGUCAAGGAGGAUGGGGUUCUCUUGAAUCUAUUUGAAAUGCAACAGUUGGAAAUGUUCUGUCCCAAUCAUUCACCAUUGCCAGCAAUUGUCAAAGCCCCUUUAAUGAGUAAACCUCUUUGGACUGGAAAGCAGUUGCUCAGCAUGCUCUUCCCUCGAGAAUUUGAUUAUGUUUUCGCACCAAGUGAUGUUGUUAUCCGUAAGGGGGAGUUCAUAGCUUCAUCUGAAGGGGCUACUUGGCUACGAGAUGCUGACGGCAACAUUUUUCAGAGUCUCAUUAAACAUUAUCAAGGAAAGGUCCUUGACUUUUUGUAUGCUGCUCAGGAAGUUCUUUGUGAGUGGUUGUCAAUGAGGGGUUUGAGUGUUUCACUUUUGGACCUAUACCUAUCUUCUGACUCAAAUUCACGAAAGAACAUGAUGGACGAAAUCUUCUAUGCUCUGCAAGAAACAGAACAAACAUGUAACUUUAAACAGUUAAUGGUUGAUUCUUAUCAUGAUUUCCUUGUUGGACAUGAAGAAAUUGAUAGUUUUAUGGCUUUGGAUGUUGAGCGGAUGUGCUAUGAGAAGCAAAGAUCGGCUGCACUGAGCCAAGCUUCUGUUGAUUCUUUUAAGCAAGUUUUUCGGGAUAUUCAGAAUUUAUUCUACAAAUAUGCAAACAAAGACAAUUCAUUAUUGACCAUGUUCAAAGCAGGGAGCAAGGGCAACUUGCUGAAGGUAGUACAACAUAGCAUGUGUCUUGGAUUGCAACAUUCACUUGUACCUUUAUCAUUCAGAUUUCCUCAUCAGCUCUCAUGUGCUGCAUGGAAUAAUCAAAAGUCUCAUGGCUUAACUCUGAAGGCUGAUGAUACUUUUGAGUCUGCUAAGAAUUAUAUCCCCUAUGCUGUGGUUGAAAGUUCUUUUGUAAAAGGUCUGAAUCCAUUAGAAUGUUUUGUUCAUUCAGUGACUAGUCGAGACAGUUCUUUCAGUGACAAUGCUGACCUUCCUGGGACACUGUCACGAAGGCUUAUGUUCUUCAUGCGAGAUCUAUGCACAGCUUAUGAUGGAACUGUGAGGAAUGCAUAUGGAGAUCAGGUUGUUCAGUUCUACUAUAAUAUAGAUAAGGGUACAUCUAGUCAAGGCUGUAGUCUUCUUGAUGGAAUAGGUGGCCAACCUGUUGGUUCUUUAUCUGCCUGUGCCAUUUCUGAGGCUGCAUAUAGUGCUUUGGAUCAACCAAUAAGUCUACUUGAAACUUCACCCUUGCUAAACCUAAAGAGGGUCCUCGAGUGUGGUUCUAAAAAAAGCAAUGCUGACCAGACAAUGUCACUAUUUUUAUCUGAUAAACUUGGAAGGAGGAGGCAUGGUUUGGAGUAUGGAGCCUUAGAAGUCAAGAAUCAUUUGGAGAGAUUGAUCUUUUCAGAUAUUGUGUCUACUGUCUCAAUAAUCUUCUCCACACAGAUUUCUAGUGAAAACCAUUUCAGUCCUUGGGUUUGCCAUUUUCAUGUGUGCAAGGAUAUUGUGAAAAGGAGGCGGCUUACAAUGCAUUCUAUUAUUGAUUCUCUUUACAUGCACUGCACCAAUGCCAAAGCGUUAUGGAAAAUCGAUUUGCCUGACUUGCAAAUUACAAGCAAGGCUUGUUCUAUUAUCGACAUGCCAAAUGAAGAUGAUACGUUUUGUAUCACCGUCAAAAUUGUUGAAUGCUCCAAAAGUUCUCGUACAGAAUUGGCUGUGAUUCGAGACAUGGUGAUACCUUCCCUUUUGGAAACAGUGGUAAAAGGAUUCCCGGAGAUUGAGAAGGUGGAUAUUUUAUGGAAUGAUAAACCUAAAGUCUCAAAAUCUCAUAAAACUUCUCCUGGUGAACUUUACUUGAGAGUAUUUGUAUCAGGCGAUUUUGGUAUAACAAAACUGUGGGGUGUGCUUGUGAAUGAUUGCCUCCAAAUAAUGGAUAUGAUUGAUUGGACACGCAGUCAUCCAGAUAACAUUAAUCAGUUUUGCUUGGCAUAUGGAAUAGAUGCUGGAUGGAGAUUUUUUCUCAAUAAUUUGAAGAGUGCAAUUUCGGAUACUGGCAAGACUAUACUGAAUGAACAUUUGCUUCUUGUUGCCAAUUGUCUGUCAGCUACUGGGGAGUUUGUUGGCUUAAAUUCAAAAGGCUUGAAACGACAAAGAGAACAUGCAUUUGUCUCAUCUCCUUUCAUGCAAGCCUGCUUUUCAAAUCCUAGUGCUUCUUUUGUCAAUGCCGCUAAGGCAGGAGUUUUGGAUGGUCUUAAGGGGACCAUUGAUGCAUUAUCAUGGGGAAUGAUUCCUCGUAUUGGGACUGGCGGACAUUUUGAGAUAGUAUAUUCUAUGAAGGAUCAAGGGCUUGCAGAACCUGUCGACGUGUAUAAACUGCUAGGAACAUUUGGCAGUUCUAAGAAGCAGGAUGUAGAAUUUGAAAUACCUAAAACCCUUAACUUUAAGUCGGAUAAAUAUGGUUCUCAGCUUAUGGAUCCACUUGGUGUUUCUGCCUCUGAAAAGUUGGAGAAAAUUGAAACAAAAACAAGAUCAAUAUUGAGAGAACUUCUGACAUUGAAUGACAUUCAGAGGCUUUCGCGUGAUUUAAGGAAUAUAUUGCACAAGUAUCCUAUUGAUCAUCGGUUAAGUGGAGCUGAUUUGGAUAAAUUGACGAUGGCAUUGUACUUUCAUCCUCGAAGAAAUGAGAAAAUUGGAUCUGGAUUUAAGGAAAUAAAGGUAGGAUAUCACCCCGAACACACAAAUGCUCGCUGCUUCUCGUUGGUAAGAACAGACGGCACAAUUGUAGAUUUUUCAUAUCGAAAGUGUGUUCUUGGGGCACUUGAGAUCAUUGCCCCUGGUAGGGCAAAAUCCUACCAGUCAAAAUGCUUACAGUCUGGUUGUCUGUAAUCAACUUCACAAUCACUUGUGCAUGUGCAUAUAGCAAGAUCCUGGACAGCUUGAUCUGCAGACUCAAGUCUAUAUUACCCUAAGCCAGUUGUUUUUUUGAAGGAUUAAAUGUGGAUCCUAGCCUCUAGGCAAUUCCAGGCAACUUCCCUUAACAACAAUAGCAUGGAGCUUCCAAACCUUCCUAAAGCUGUACAUUUCUACAGAGAAUAUUGUGCAAAAGAUGAGGGGUAGAUGGACACUAAUUUAUAUCCUACUGUUUUUAACUUUAUUUUUGUUGUUUUAGUGUAUUUUUCAACACUCUUAGAAUAGGGUCGCUACUUUUCUCAGCUUCUUUUUGCUCCUUCUACUGGAACUUAUUUGCCUUUCUUUACAUUAGACAGAAAAGAUCUAGUGGAAGCAGCAACGAAAAGCUCGAAAAGUGCGACCCCAUUUGAUUUUGUAUUCCAUAAAUACAUGACAUGGUAUGAGUAAAUCUCUUUAUUUUUUUCAGCCUAGAUGCUGAUUGUUAUAGCUUUUUAUUCCUUUCUGACU